GUUUUACAUUUCGUAAGCGUUCGUUCACCCACUCGCAUUUCGACAUCCGAAACAAAGGUCUUGUCCGAAUCAACUCUUCGAUCUUUAGGUUCAGAUUUUAUCCAUGGAAUCGUCUAGUCAGUAAGGUUUUUCCCUCUCGAAAAAUCCAUCAAGCAAGCAGUUUUCUCGUAUUUGAUUCGUUACCUACCGGAGAUGGCGACUGUGAACCCGUUCGAUCUCUUAGGAGUUGACGCUGAGGAUCCAAGCCAGAUCGCUGUGGCUUUGCCCAAGAAGGUCGAGAAAGCAGCUCCUUUGUUGCCUGCUAAGUUACAAUCCAAGCAGGCUCCUCCUUCUCAAGCUGUGAAGGGGGAGUCAAGGAAUGCUCCUUCAGGAGGUCGUGGGCCGCCUCGUGGUUCAUUUAACCCGGGAGGAAACAGACCUUACGAUCCAAAGGAUGGACCAAAGGAUGGUGAGAGGAACGGUGGGUUCCGUGGAUACCGCGAAAGUGGUGGUCGUGGAGGUCAAGUUGGUGGAUUUGCCAAUGGUAGAACAGGUGAUGUGGAACAACGCCCAAAGAGGGUCUAUGACCGCCAUAGCAGAACAGGUCGUAGUAAUGACCUGAAACGUGAGGGUGCUGGUCGUGGAAACUGGGGUACUACUGAAGAUGACACCACACCACCAACCGAGGAACCGACAACAGAGGUUGAGAAGAGCCCUGUUGCUGAGAAUGAAGGUGGUGAGGAUGACACCACUGCUGCAAAGAAAGACUCUCCUGCGGCUGAGCAAGAGGAGAAAGAACCUGAAGACAAGGAAAUGACACUGGAAGAGUAUGAGAAAAUUCUGGAGGAGAAGAAGAAAGCUCUGCAGGCCACAAAGGUUGAGGAGAGGAAAGUUGACACCAAAGUGUUUGAGUCUAUGCAACAGCUCUCUAACAAGAAGACCAAUGAUGAGGAAAUCUUCAUUAAGCUGGGAUCCGACAAGGACAAACGCAAAGAUGCUGCUGAGAAAGAAGAGAAGACCAAGAAGUCGUUGAGCAUUAACGAGUUUUUGAAGCCGGCUGAUGGGGAGAGAUACAACAACCCCAGAGGUGGAUACCGUGGAAGAGGAGGUCGCGGUGGUGGUCGUGGACAGAGAAAUGGAGGAAACCAAAGGCAUGGAGGAGCACCUGCUCCGGCAAUUGGAGACAGUGCUCAGUUCCCAUCGUUGGGCAAGUGAAGACCCCUGUUGGUCCUUGAGCCUCUAUCAAUCUCUACGCUUUCUUUAGUUUAAUAUUUGUUCUUAGUUCAUUUUUGUUGCACUUUCUCCACAAAACAAGUUUAGAAGGCUUUUAAAUUAUGAUGGAAAUACAAUAUUAGAGGAUUAUCUAUCUGAUCUUGUUAGUUUUA
Brassica napus (rape) is the source of this 1364-nucleotide messenger RNA. RefSeq names its product RGG repeats nuclear RNA binding protein C-like. Gene Ontology annotation, cellular component: nucleus; cytoplasm. Gene Ontology annotation, molecular function: RNA binding. Bases 193 to 1194 code for a protein of 333 amino acids. The record is from RefSeq and is a predicted model, not a curated record. The transcript is spliced from 7 exons. Lineage: Eukaryota; Viridiplantae; Streptophyta; Magnoliopsida; Brassicales; Brassicaceae.